This is a messenger RNA of Mustela lutreola (European mink), 3676 nucleotides long. RefSeq names its product macrophage scavenger receptor 1 (gene MSR1). The transcript is spliced from 10 exons. Gene Ontology annotation, cellular component: membrane. The record is from RefSeq and is a predicted model, not a curated record. Gene Ontology annotation, biological process: receptor-mediated endocytosis. Lineage: Eukaryota; Metazoa; Chordata; Mammalia; Carnivora; Mustelidae. The coding region runs from base 256 to 1782 and encodes 508 amino acids. Gene Ontology annotation, molecular function: scavenger receptor activity.
CAAGGACAGACAAAGUCAUUGCAGAAAAUGUACAUGUUAGUUGAUGUAUGUGGAUCAAGGAGCUAGCACAGAGGGGUGCUUUACAAAAUCACUCCUGGUGAAAACACUAUGGAAACUGAAAACUGACCCAUGUGGCUGAAGGAAUCACAUGUUUAUUUAAACUGUGAUCAUAAAGAACAAAAUUCAACUGGGUGAAUGUCAAAGAUCUUAGCAGCUUUAUUCAGUGGGUCAUAAAUUAGGCAGCAUGGAGGAUGGAUGAGAGCUCCAAAGAUAAUGCAAGGCACGAGCUUUUUCGAGACCGGAGUGAGCAAGAGCAAUACUGGGCGUUUGCUGAUUUGUAAAAGCAGGGUUACUUUCCUCACAGAAGGCAAAGGGAAGUCUUGGAGCCAGUUUAGGAACUGGUGGCAUAGCAGAAGUAUGGAACAGUGGAAUAGCUCUGAGGAUCAACAGGAUGACACUGAUAACCGCUCAGAAUCUGUGAAGUUUGAUGCCCACUCCAUGACAGCCUUGCUCCCUCUGUAUCCUAAAAAUGGCCCCACCCUUCAAGAGAGACUGAAGUCCCUCAAAGCUGCACUGAUUGCCCUUUAUCUUCUUGUGUUGGUAGUGCUCGUGCCCAUCGUCGGAAUAAUGGCAGCACAGCUCCUGAAGAGGGAAAUGCAGAAUUGCACAGUUGGCUCAAUGAAUGCAAACGAAAUAUCUCAAAGCCUCACAGGAAAAGGAAAUAACAGUGAAGAUGAGAUGAGAUUUCGAGAAGCUGUUACGGAACAAAUUAACAACAUGGAGAACAGAAUCCAAUAUAUUUCAGAUACAGAAGCCAAUCUCAUAGAUUCAGAGCGUUUCCAAAAUUUUAGUCUGGUGACUGAUCAGAGAUUUAAUGAAGUUCUUCUCCAGCUGAGUACCUUGGUUUCCUCGGUUCAGAGACACGGGAACGUGAUAGAUGAAAUCUCCAAGUCAUUAAUAAGUCUGAAUACCACACUGCUUGAUUUGCAGCUCAAUAUUGAAACACUGAAUGGCAAAGUCCAAGACAGUACACUUAAACAGCAAGAGGACAUGAGUAGAUUAGAAGAGCGUGUGUACAAUGCAUCAGCAGAAAUUAUGUCUAUGAAAGAAAAACAAGUGAAUUUGGAAGAGGAAAUAAAAGGAGAAGUGAAAGUACUGAAUAACAUCACUAAUGAUCUCAGAUUGAAAGAUUGGGAACACUCUCAGACAUUGAAAAAUAUCACUUUAAUUCAAGGUCCUCCUGGACCCCCCGGUGAAAAAGGAGACAGAGGUCCCGCUGGAGAAAGUGGUCCACGAGGCAUUCCAGGUCCAGUAGGUCCUCCAGGUCUUAAAGGUGAUCGGGGAGCAAUUGGCUUUUCUGGACCUCGAGGAUUCCCAGGGCCACCAGGGAAGACCGGAAGGGCAGGAUAUCCUGGACCAAAAGGCCAGAAGGGGGACAAAGGAAGUGGAAGCAUACCAACUCCAUUUAAGACAGUACGACUGGUUGACGGUAGAGGUCCUCAUGAGGGCAGAGUGGAGAUUUUCCACAAUGGCCAGUGGGGCACAGUUUGCGACGACCACUGGGAACUGCGAGGUGGACAGGUCAUCUGUAGGAGUUUGGGAUACCAAGGUGUUCAAACUGUGCAUAAAGGAGCUCACUUUGGACAAGGUACUGGUCCAAUUUGGCUGAAUGAAGUAUUUUGUUUUGGGAGAGAAUCAUCUAUCGAAGACUGUAAAAUUAGCCAGUGGGGGGUGAGAGGCUGUUCACAUGCUGAAGAUGCUGGAGUCACCUGCACUUUAUAAUGUAUCGUACUUUCUUUCACCUUCGUGAAAUCACUGUGGCAAAAAUACUUUUAUUAUUUUGCUCCAUUAAUAUCAGUUCAGUGAAUAUUUAAGAGAUUAGGAAUUUUGUCUAAAGAAAAGGAAUAUUUUAAAAUCACUGGAUAAACAUAUUGGACACCUUCAUGCUUGCUAUAGAUCUACAUUUGAAUCAUUUCAAUUUCUUUAGGUUUCUAAAUGGAAUUUCUAAUAUAAUGACAUAUAUUGAAUGGAAUAUACCAAAGUUUAAGGCUUCUCAAUUACAAAUGCCAAUGAUAAUGGAAACACCUUCCAGCCAUUGACUUUAACUGAUCUCUUCACAGGAUGACAAUUUUUGUCAUUUUUGUCUUCUUUGUAAUCUAUUUAAUUGACUUUAAUUUAAUCAGUUUCUUAAUGAGAAGAUUGGAAGAGUUCUAUUGUGCCAAGUUUGUGAAAUCUCUAACCUUACACAUUUUUUGAGGAAACGUUUUAUCUGGCCAUUACGAUUUCUGCAUGUGCAGUAAACUUGGCUGUUAGGUAGCAUUGUUCAUGAUAUAUUCUGGGCAUGAUGAAAAACUUAUCAGAUUUCACAUGGUCAAUAAUAACAUGAUGAUUAAGAAAAUCAACAUGAUUAUUUUACAUGAUCAUGUAUUGACAGUUUUUGUUUGUUUUUACUGACCCAUGUGUUAGAAAAAGGGCUUCGGAGAAAAGGCACAGGCUCCCCAUCACUAUAUGCCUCUCAAUAACUGGUGGAUCAAAAAUGUCAUUUCAACACGGAGCUCAAUUUGAUGUGCAUUUUAAAUGAAGUUGAAUAGUUGUUAUCAUUCCAGAAUGCUGUGUUUAAAAUAUAAAUACACUUUCCAAUCUAAGUGGCUCCACUUUAAAUAGCAGCAUGCAAAUGUCUUGAGCACAGAACCUAGUUUCAACUACCCUUCUUUGAAGCCUUUCGUGGAGUCCAUUAACAAUUGCAACCAGAAAGAGAGAGAGAGAGAGAGACAGAGAGAGAUAUCUGUAGCUCUCAAGGAUCAGUGACCCUACGCAUGCCAAAAUAGUACCUUACCAAUGGUCAGCCCAUCACCAGGGUACAUCUUAGAAUGUGGAAGGUCACCUGGAACCCAGUGCCUGUCCCCAGCUGUCUAGGUAUAUAGGAAGAAAGAACAGGGAUUGCUCUUGAAGCCCAAUUGAGUAUAAUCUAGCCUAGAGAAGAAUAUACCUUUCAAGUUUCCUAAGUGCCACCCCAAGGGAUGUGUGAUGAGGAAGUAGUACUAGUCUGGAAUGGCUCCACUCUUCUCUCUUGAACGGUGAUAAGCAAAACCAUGGGCUGAUGUAUUCUUUCCACUCCUGAAGUCUCACUUCACAAAUAGUAGCUAGAGUAGAUUCCCUGCUUCUCGCUUGCAAAGGCAAAAAUUCUCAUGGAACUGGAAGUACUGGAAAUGGCCUGCUGAAAAUGCCCUUUUAUCAUGUUAUAUUCUUCUACUUGUUAAACACGAGUUAUUUUCUCCAAUGUAAUUUUGUGGCUAAGAGAAAGGGCUCUCAACCUAGACAGACUGUCUCUAAAUCCUGGCCCUACAUUCCGUGGGUUAUUUAAGUCCUUGGGCUCAACUGCAUUGUCUGGGUGUUUCCUUCAGACGGCAAACAAGAAAGUAUGAAAAGGAAUCCUAUGCAGGGACCCCUGGGUGGCUCAGUUGGUUAAGCAUCUGCUUUCAGCUCAGGUCAUGAUAGCAGGGUCGUGGGAUGGAGUCCUGCAUUGGGCUCCUUGCUCAGUAGAAAGCCUGCUUCUCCCUUUGCCUGCUAUCCCCCUGCUUGUGUUUGCGCUCUCUCUCUCUCCCUCUCUCUCUGCCAAAUAAAUAAAAUCUUAAAAAUAAAUAAAUAAAAAGAAUCCUUUACAUAGCAGCCUACA